AUGUCCCCGUCUCUGCCCCUCCUCCUCCCUCCCUUCGUCCCUGACGACCCCUCCUUCCACCCAUCCUUCCACCUCCACGUCGACUUCUCCUUCCACCCCUCCUUCCUCCUCCCCAUCGACCCCGUCGACAUCCCAGACCCCUCCGCUACUACCUGUGAUGACCGCUGCCUGUCGCCUUGCCGUGUGCUGCCCCUCCCCCUCCUUCUCCCUGACCCUCCCUGCCCCGUCGUCGCUGCCCUCGACCUCUCCUGGCCCGACGACCCCUCCCUCGACGUCCUGCCGGAUCCCGGACCUCCCGGCAGCUGGGGCCCGGAGGCCAGCCGCUGGGACGCGGCGGCGCGGAGCAAGCACAGCUCGGCGUGCAGGGGCAGGAGCCGGCUGACCGCGCAGGAGAAGCUCGACAUCGUCUGCCUCUACUACUCCGCGCCGGCCACGACCAAGCACCGACGGACAAUCCGGCAGCGGGACCUGUCGAGGAUGUACGGCAAGAGCCGCCCAGCAAUCAGCAAGGUGCUGAGGCCGGAGUACGCGAGGGGGGUCAUGGCGACGGCUCGAGGGCUCAUGGUCAAGAACCGCAACGAGGUCCUCCACAACAUUGCGGAAGAGGAGCGUCUCAAGGGUGAGCUCGCACAGACCAUCACAACACUCAAGGUCAUGCGCCGAGGGCCAGGCAGAGCGACUGGCUGA
Guillardia theta CCMP2712 is the source of this 687-nucleotide messenger RNA. RefSeq lists its product as hypothetical. Lineage: Eukaryota; Cryptophyceae; Pyrenomonadales; Geminigeraceae. The record is from RefSeq and is a predicted model, not a curated record. The transcript has a single exon. The coding region runs from base 1 to 687 and encodes 228 amino acids.